This is a messenger RNA of Saccostrea cuccullata (small rock oyster), 2603 nucleotides long. Its product is annotated as collagen alpha-1(XIII) chain-like. Bases 748 to 2451 code for a protein of 567 amino acids. Gene Ontology annotation, biological process: extracellular matrix organization. The transcript has 26 exons. NCBI's taxonomy places the organism in Eukaryota, Metazoa, Mollusca, Bivalvia, Ostreida, Ostreidae. The record is from RefSeq and is a predicted model, not a curated record. Gene Ontology annotation, molecular function: extracellular matrix structural constituent conferring tensile strength.
UGUUUUGUGUGAAUUGCACAGUUGGCAGCUCUGACAAUUUAUUCCCGUGUUACAGAUGUUCCUAGUGUUUUUGGUGUGCAUGGUUAUGAUAUAGAACAAUAAAUUUCACGAAAUAUCUCAAAACUUGCGCCGCAAUCGUCCCAUUAUGCCGCCAUUACUCAUCCACAUGAAAUCAAUGAAAUGUUGUCAAAUCGGAGGUAUCACAGCUUGCUUUUUUAGAUCUUGAUUUAAAAAAUAAAAGAUAACUGAUAGCGAGGAGGAAGUUAAAUAUUUUGUGUAUCAGGCUCGCUAUUGCUCUCUGAGAUUCUUAUGCUGGAACAUUGCCGUCUUUCUGUGUUUUCGACCAAACCAUGUGUUAUUUUAUCACGGCGGAUAGCAGCUUAGGAGUUUUUGUAGAACUAUAUCGAAAUCCCAUUAUAUUAUUUUAAUAAGAGAUAGUUAAUAUGACUGGAUAUAAUAGAUGUUUACAAUGUGCGACACAUCGUCAGAAAACGGUGAAAUUCGAUUCCUGUAUCCCGAGUUAAAAUUCAUUCAGUGUGUAUAGGACCGGAACAUGCGACCCAAGUAAACGGGCUUUUUAUCAAAUCAUCUUCUCAAAGAUUGUGGCUUUUAUUCAGGAUUAUCACACACUUCUCUUCCAUGGAUUUACAAAGUGGUGGAGUAAUUUUACAGCCUUUGUUGAAAUGAGUUAGCGACAUUCGAAAAAAAAUUCUAAAGGACUUUGAUUUCAAAUCUUAAAGAAUAAACAUGGAGAAAGGCAGACCUGAGAGGACACGACUACAGACAGACAAAUGUCUGCGGUGCUCUCUUUGGAUGUUUUCCGGGAUUGCCAUAUCCCUUAUGGUGAUUUUACUUGGAUUUACAAUAUGGACGUUAGUGUCCUAUCAGAAUACAGUUAUCUCCCUUCAGUCAAGGGUAGACAAACUUGAAGUGGAUUUACAAUUAUUAAAAUCUGAAAGAGAGAAUAUAAUUUCUAGCAAAGUUGAAGAGGAAGUUUCCAAGAAACUGCAACUAGUAACGGCGCAGCUACCCAACUUCUACACGCAUUCCCAACCUCGAUAUAAAAGACAGUCAUGUACCUGUCGAGGUCAAAAAGGCGAAAGGGGGGACAGUGGGUUUCCGGGUCCCAUGGGGCAAACAGGACCAAAGGGCAAUACUGGUGAACCGGGUCCUAGAGGACCAAAGGGAGAUAAAGGAGACAAGGGAAAUGAGGGUUUACCUGGAUAUGACGGGGCACCAGGACCAAAGGGGGUUAAAAGGUCAAUACGAUUCCAAGACGAAACGUUCCGAAAUAUAGUAGACCUUAAGGGGGCGUCUUAUGAAGUUAUUACAAUAAAGGGUGAACCAGGGGAGAAGGGCUCCAAGGGGUUGCAGGGCGAUCCAGGUGCACCGGGACCCAAAGGGGAUACAGGGUUACCCGGAUUUGAUGGCCUACCUGGACCAGCCGGACCACAGGGACCCCCUGGGCCUAAAGGCGAUCGAGGUGUUCCUGGCAAUCCGGGAGUACCGGUAGCUGGUCUCAUGUUAUCUGUACCCAAUUCAAGGGGUUAUCCCGCAGGGUAUAUAAAGGGCGAGAAAGGGGAUUUAGGACCACGGGGUGAAAUAGGACUACCGGGAUUACCAGGUGUCAGAGGACAAAAGGGUGACAGAGGGAGGCGCGGCAAAAAGGGUAAACGAGGAAAACGAGGUAUUGGGAGACCAGGGCCACGGGGACUUCUGGGUAAAAGAGGACUUCCGGGUGAAAAAGGUGCCAAAGGUGAUGAAGGGGCACCAGGGGAACAGGGCGAGCGAGGAUUGGGUAUUCCUGGGAAAGAUGGCAAACCAGGCAUCAGAGGAGUUCCCGGGGAGAAAGGCGACAAGGGAGAUCAGGGUCCCGAGGGACCCCCGGGACGUGACGGACAGAUAGGUCCCCCAGGACUACCGGGCCCACCAGGGGAUACAAGCAUAAUAAACAGCUCGGACUUGAAAGGAGUUACUCGAGUUAUUCCCGGACCACCAGGACCCCCUGGUCCACAGGGACCAGUAGGUUUACAGGGAAGACCAGGGAUAAAGGGUGAAAAAGGUCCAGAGGGUCCAAAAGGAGAAAUGGGAGAAAAGGGCGAGGAUGGACAGAUGGGACCAAUGGGGUUACCAGGGCGAUUUGGGCCACAAGGGGAAAAAGGAGAGAUUGGUGAUAGAGGUCUACAAGGCCCGAUGGGCCCGCCAGGUCCCCCCGGGCCUCUGAACACGGUGGGUGAGGCUGCAUGUACAUGUCAGAAAGGAGAAAAGGGGGAUAGGGGAAGAAGGGGCAAACGAGGAAUGAAAGGAAUACAGGGUAUGCCAGGUCUAGAUGCCCCGUGUCCUGUUGGUGAGAACGGUCUCCCAUUACCUGGUUGUGGUAUUCAGUAUUAUACAAAGGUAACAUGCAUGCUCCACAAAACCGUGCAUGGUGUUACCCAAUCUACAGUCUAAGACUUUAUUUUCUUGUUUUGAAAUCUUCUUUUGAUAAUAAUUCAUUUAAGUAUUGCAUGGCAUCUCUUUAUUACGAUUUGUUGUCAAUAUUGUAAGAUGUACAAAUUCUGGAUAGCUCUACAGAAAUGCUUGAAGUGUUUUCAGUGAAUACU